Messenger RNA from Mycena citricolor, 1031 nucleotides. The record is from the annotation of a GenBank genome assembly. Lineage: Eukaryota; Fungi; Basidiomycota; Agaricomycetes; Agaricales; Mycenaceae.
CACGACAUCGAGCACAAAAAGGCAGAAACACAACAAAGUAAAACGCUCCAGUCCAUCUCUACGCGUGUGUCCACAUCCACAAAGCUAUCUACAAUGCCAUCAAAACGAGUUGGCACGAUAGCGACAUUGACAAAGGGAACAAAGGGCUGUAGCCGAUCGUGAAGUGACUUGGUGCGAAAUCCGUCGAUAAUGGCAUGUGAGACACAGGACAAAGCAAGAGCGGGCAUAUAACACACGCCGUGUCGUGUCGUCCUUCUUCCGUCUCUUGCCGCUUACGACCCCCCGCCUCAUACCCCCUGCCCACUCUCAGACACUGACCCCCCAUUUCACGAUACCUUCUCGCUCUUUGAUCCUACUUCUACACCUCGUAUACGGGCUUUUUUGUCUUUUUUGCACACGUCAUGCAAGCUUUCCAAAUACACGAUUCUUCUGCCCAGUGGGAACCCUUCUUCCUCACCACCAUCGCGGUCUGCUGCGACGUCGAUAUACCCACCCUGAUCCUCUCCAAAACGGCACAAUGCGCUCGGCGAGCCGAGCUGUAUUCCGACUCCGACGAAAUCAUCCCGACUGUCGCGACUGCUGCUGCUUCUAAUCCCCCUUUUUAUCGAGCGCCGCAAGCGUACCGCUUUCCCACCGGAGCCAGUUAUCACGUCGGCUGCUGGCCGCCCCGGGCUGGUGGUGCCGAAGAUCCAGAGCCCCAGACCAGCGUCUGGGAGAGCGACUCCGAUAAUUCCGACGAGGAGUCCGAUGCUUUCGGUAGCUCUACCAACUCUGGCAUAGGACGGGAGUUGACUGGCGGCAGCAGCAGCAGCGCACCAAGCCGCUGCACCUCCCCGCCAUCUGAUGCUGAUCUCGUCGUCUCGGCGUCCAAGAGCGUUCAGGGCCUGUCGGCCGACAGCAAAGCAUUUGCACGGUUCCUGGACCUGCUCGUGCGCUCGAACGCCGGGCGCAUUGGGAUCAGCAAGCCCAAAGGCUGGGCGCGUCUCCGGCCGCUUGCGCCAACGCCUCUGAAUUUGUGGUGGAUCCAUUAA